Messenger RNA from Botrytis porri, 246 nucleotides. RefSeq lists its product as uncharacterized. The record is from RefSeq and is a predicted model, not a curated record. NCBI's taxonomy places the organism in Eukaryota, Fungi, Ascomycota, Leotiomycetes, Helotiales, Sclerotiniaceae. The transcript has a single exon. Bases 1 to 246 code for a protein of 81 amino acids.
AUGGCGAGUGUACCAAACCCAACUCUUGGCAACCCAUUUUCACUAAAUAAACCAAAGGAUCUAGACAUCGGCAUUACUCCAGAUGAGAUGUCUGAAGUAGAGCGAUUGUUGCAUUAUUCUUAUGCGACAAUCUCUGAGGAACCAUGCUUUUUUACGUUUCGUGGGCUGCAAGUACUUAACAUUACCCACCUCCAGCUGGAAUUAGCAAAGAAAAAGUGCCGUAAGGACAGACAACGCAGCUCCUAA